AUGAAGAAGCUGCGUACUUUCACUAUUUCCUUUUGGCUCCUGAAGUUUUCUCUCAUCUUGUGCCAUUUAACUGAACCCAUUUGUUUUUGGAGGAUAAAGAAUAAUGAAGAUAAUGAUGGAUAUUUAAGAAGUGACUGUAAUUAUUUACUUUGGACAUUUGAGGAAACUACAGAAAUCAAUUUUUAUAAUAUUGUUGAUUUUAGAAUACCUGCAAGAAGAUAUGAGUUUUUUCUGGUAUUGUUUUUUGCUACUGAUGAAAUCAACAAGAAUCCUUUUCUUUUACCCAACAUGUCUUUGAUAGUCUGGCUUUUUGGUGGUCAGUGUGAAGAUGAAUGGGGAGUUCUGGAUAAAAAUUAUUCACAAAAAAAUAUUAAUGUGAAAUUUAUUAAUUAUGACUGUUUAUCACCAAACUGUUACAUAGACCUUACAGGACCAUCAUGGAAAACAUCGUUAAAACUGUCAAUUCAGUCUAGGACACCAAAGGUUUUCUUUGGACCAUUUAAUCCUAAAAUGAGUGACCAUGACCAGUUUCCCUAUGUCCAUCAGGUAGCCACCAAGGACACACACUUGUCCCAUGCCAUGGUCGCCUUGAUGCUUCAUUUUAGAUGGACGUGGAUAGGACUGGUCAUCUCAGAUGAUGACCAAGGUAUUCAGUUUCUAUCAGACUUGAGAGAAGAAAUGCAAAGACAUGGAAUCUGUUUAGCUUUUGUUAAUAUGAUCCCAGAAAACGUGCAGUUAUACAUGACAAGGGCUACGACAUAUGACAAACAAAUUAUGGAAUCAACAGCAAAGGUUGCUAUCAUUUAUGGUGAAAUGAACUCUACCCUACAAGUCAGCUUUAGAAGAUGGGAAGAUUUAGGCGCAAGGAUAAUCUGGAUCACAACCUCACAAUGGGAUGUCAUCACAAAUAAAAAUGAUUUUAGCCUUGAUUUCUUUCACGGGACUGUCACUUUUGAACACCACCACAGUGAGAUUGCUAAAUUUAAGAAUUUUAUGCAAACAAUGAAUACUGACAAAUACCCAGUAAACCUUUCUCAGUCUAUACUGGCCUGGAAUUACUUUAAUUGUUCAACCUCAAUGAACAGCUAUAGCAAAAUGGAUCAUCUUACAUUCAACACCACAUUGGAAUGGACAGCACUGCACAAAUAUGACAUGGUCUUAAGUGAGGAAGGCUACAAUUUGUAUAAUGCUGUGUAUGCUGUAGCCCACACCUACCAUGAACUCAUUCUUCUACAAGUAGAAUCUCAGCAAACGGAAGUACCCAAAGGAACAUUCACUGACUGUCAGCAGGUGUCUUCCAUGCUGAAAUCCAGGAUAUUUACUAACCCUGUUGGAGAGCUGGUGAACAUGAAGCGUAGGGAAAAUCAGUGUGCAGAUUAUGACAUUUUCAUCAUUUGGAAUUUUCCAAAAGGGUUUGGAUUAAAAGUGAAAAUAGGAAGCUAUUUGCACUGUUACCCAUGGAGCCAGCAACUUCAUAUAUCUGAAGAUUUGGACUGGGCCACAGGAGGAACAUCGCCUCAGGUUCCCUCUUCCAUGUGUAGUGUGACAUGUACUGCUGGAUUCAGGAAAAUUCAUCAGAAUGAAACAUCAGACUGCUGCUUUGAUUGUGAUCAGUGCCCAGAAAGUGAGGUUUCCAAUGAAACAG
This is a messenger RNA of Mus caroli (Ryukyu mouse), 1645 nucleotides long. The record is from RefSeq and is a predicted model, not a curated record. NCBI's taxonomy places the organism in Eukaryota, Metazoa, Chordata, Mammalia, Rodentia, Muridae.